CAGAUUUCCAAUCCCGGCCCCCUUUUUUUACCUUCUUCAUCCCCCAUACUUUUCAAUCUGUUCCGAUCUUUCUGACCUUCUGAACUUGCUUUUCUUCAUUAGAGGUACUUGAAGCAAUCAAUUGAACCACAGGAACCCAGAAGAAAUCGUCAACAAUGGCCGAAGCACAGCUCAACGACUUUCCCUCCCUCUUCUCCCUCAAGGGCAAGGUCGCCGUCGUCACCGGCGGCUCUCGCGGUCUUGGUCUGCACGCCGCCUCAGCCUUCCUCCAAGCCGGCGCCUCCAAAGUCUUCAUCUCCUCCCGCAAGGGCGCAGCCUGCGAAGAGGCAUGCAAGGCCCUCAACGCCCUCCCCAACCUCCAGCCCGGCGCCGUCGCGAUCCCGAUCCCCGCGGACGCGGCGUCCAUUAAAGGCGUGGAGCACCUCGUCGCCGAGGUCAAGAAGCACGCCGACCGCGUCGAUAUCCUGUUUGCGAACGCGGGCGCUACCUGGGGUGAGGCGUUUGAUACCCACCCGGACGAGGCGUUUGCCAAGGUGAUGGAUUUGAACGUCAAGGGUGUGUUUAAUACCAUUCGGCUGUUUACGCCGCUGCUCGAGAAGAGCGUGGCUGCAAAUAAGAGUGCUGGUGGCGAGCCUGCAAAGGUUAUCAUUACGGCUUCUGUUGCUGGACUGGGGAUCGGUACGCUGGGUAAGCAGGGGACGUACGGGUACAGCGCCAGCAAGGCUGCCGUGCUGCAUUUGGGACGUAACUUGGCGCUGGAGCUUGCUCCCAGGGGAAUCACGGUGAAUUCUAUUGCCCCCGGCUUCUUCCCGAGCAAGAUGUCCAAUGGGUUGUUGGAGAUGGGCGGCGGCGCGGAUAAGAUUGGCAAGGGGAACCCGAUGGGUCGGUUGGGACGGCCGGAGGAUAUCGCGGGUGCGGUGGUGUACCUUGCUAGUCGGGCUGGGUCGCAUGUCAACGGGGAGGUCAUUGCUAUUGACGGCGGGUCGUUGUGGCAGAGGGGGGAAUUGAAUGUUCCUCCUAGUAAGUUGUGAUUGAGGGUGUGAGGGAUCUUUGUAUGCUGGGAGCUUCCUUCGAGGAAUAGGAUGAUGUAGAUUGUAGGUGUUGUUGAACAAGAGCGUGUAAUUG
This is a messenger RNA of Colletotrichum acutatum, 1125 nucleotides long. Its product is annotated as short chain dehydrogenase. The record is from RefSeq and is a predicted model, not a curated record. Gene Ontology annotation, molecular function: oxidoreductase activity. The transcript is spliced from 2 exons. Lineage: Eukaryota; Fungi; Ascomycota; Sordariomycetes; Glomerellales; Glomerellaceae. The coding region runs from base 156 to 1031 and encodes 291 amino acids.